AUGGCGAUGAUUCUCCAGAAGAGGGGGGUAAAUAUAGCGUGUGUGCAGGAGACUAGGUGGGUAGUAUUGAAAGCGAAGAAUGUAGACAAGUAUAAAUUGUGGUUCUCCGGAGUCAUGAAGGGUAAGGACGGAGUGGGCAUUUUGGUGUAUAGGGAGCUUAGAGAGUCGGUAGUAGAGGUUAGGCGAGUAAAUGACAGAUUAAUGGCGAUUAAGGUAGUAGUUGGAGGGAUCCCUCUGAAUGUCAUUAGCGCUUACGCGCCACAAACGGCCUUGGACAAGGAGGUUAAAAGGCGCUUUUGGGAGGCGCUGGAUGAGGUGGUGCGGGGUAUUCCGCCUACGGAGAAGCUAUUCAUAGGAGCGGAUUUCAAUGAUCAUAUUGGGUUGUCUGCUGGUGGCUAUGGUGAGAUGCACGGUGGCUUCGGCUUUGGUGAUAUGAACAGAGGUAGUACCUCAUUGUUGGAUUUCGCUAGAGCUUUUGAGUUGGUGAUCGUGAACUCUAUGUUUCCAAAGAGGGAGGAACAUUUGGUUACUUUCCGGAGUAUGGUGGCUAAGACUCAGAUUGACUAUCUCCUCCUCAGGAGGUAUGGUAGGGGUUGUGCGAGGAUUGCAAGGUGA
This is a messenger RNA of Nicotiana tabacum (common tobacco), 615 nucleotides long. The record is from RefSeq and is a predicted model, not a curated record. Lineage: Eukaryota; Viridiplantae; Streptophyta; Magnoliopsida; Solanales; Solanaceae.